This is a messenger RNA of Gaeumannomyces tritici R3-111a-1, 1332 nucleotides long. RefSeq lists its product as hypothetical. Lineage: Eukaryota; Fungi; Ascomycota; Sordariomycetes; Magnaporthales; Magnaporthaceae. The transcript is spliced from 6 exons. Gene Ontology annotation, molecular function: flavin adenine dinucleotide binding; oxidoreductase activity. The record is from RefSeq and is a predicted model, not a curated record. Bases 1 to 1332 code for a protein of 443 amino acids.
AUGAAGUCGUUCACUCUCCUUGCCUCGGCGGCCCUCACCGCCUUGGCGUCGCUACCAUUGGCCACAGGCGCCAGCAUCCCUUCAUACCUUGAGAUGCACCACACGUCCCGGCGCGAGCUCUCGCACGCCCAGGUCCAGGCGGAGCUGGGCCCGCUGCUCUCCCGCAACGCGACCAUCAUCGGGCCGGGCGGGCCAGGCACCAUCGUGAAGCUCGCCAACGCGCUCGGGAUCCCCUUCAUGGUUAAGAGCCGCGGUCACGCCCCGACGGACACGGUGGGGCGCUUCCGGGGCAUCCAGAUCGACAUGUCCAAGCUCCAGCGCAUCACGAUCCAGCCCGGCGGCGGCAGCAACACGACGGAGACGGCCUGGUUCCAGGGCGGCACGUACGACAACGACAACCUCGUGAACCUCAACGUGGUUCUGGCCAACGGCUCGGCCACUAGGGUCAACGCAACUAGCCAUCCCGACCUGUGGUGGGGCAUGCAAGGUGCCGGCCACAACUUUGGCAUCGUGACCAGCUUCCAGUCCAAAAUUUACCCAAAGAAGGUCGAUACUUGGCACUACCAUUCAUACAUCUUUACCCAGGACAAGCUCGAGAGCCUUUUCGAGGCCCUCAACGUGCUCCAUGGCCACGGAGACGGUUCCACUCCAGCUUUGAUGACCGCGAACUUUGGCAUGUUCCAAACGGUUCCGUCCAUCAGCCAGGCCGAGCCCGCCAUCACCUGGGUCUUUGGCUACGCCGGGCCCGCCGCCGAGGCCGAGGCGCUGCUGGAGCCCUACAACCGCCUCGGCCCGGCGGCGCAGGAGAGCGGCGACAUGCCGUACCCGCAGGUGGCCCCGGCCAUGGGCUCGGGCAUGGACCAGCCCAUCUGCGAGCCCGGCCACGCGCACGUGCAGUCGACGCCCCCGUUCGACGCCUACAACGUCACGGCCGAGCGCGAGCUCUACGGCCUGCUGGCCCGCACCUUUGCGCGGCACCCGCAGCUGGCCGCCGGCGCCUUUGCCCCUGCACGAGGGGUACUCGACCGCGGCCGUGGACGGGGUGGACCCGGACGCCUGCUCAUGCUCUUCGAGACGCGCCUGCCGCUGUCCGACGCCACGCCCGAGAACCUGCGGCUGGCGAGGGAGCUCGUGAGGGAGGCGCGUGAGGUCUGGAACGCGGGCGCGCCGGGGCUGAAGCCGGCCAGCUACGUCAACUACGCCAACGGCGACGAGCCACUAGAGCCCAUGUACGGCUACGAGCCCUGGCGGCUCCAGCGCCUGCGUGCGCUCAAGCGCCAGUACGAUCCGCAUGGCCGGUUUAGCUACUACAACCCUAUUCCUUCCCAGUGA